Maylandia zebra (zebra mbuna) is the source of this 3595-nucleotide messenger RNA. RefSeq lists its product as uncharacterized. Lineage: Eukaryota; Metazoa; Chordata; Actinopteri; Cichliformes; Cichlidae. The record is from RefSeq and is a predicted model, not a curated record.
CAGAACUCACAGCAGUCACCACUACAGAGACCAAGAGGGAAGUUUCACUGACCCACAGCAGAAAACUAGACCACAGUCGUUCCACCGACUCAGCGUGAUGCUGGACAAAGAGGGUCAGUGGUCUGAGGCAUUGGCCAGCAAUAACAUAAAAGCCAUCAUCUGCUGGUUGAGGAAGCUUACAGCUGAAGGUUAUACUGAUGUGGGGGAAAUCGCACCAGCAUUUAGCUGCUGGGUACAGCGGACAGCAGAGUUUGCGAAAAAGGAGUUAUUAACCUUAUGCUUCAGCUGUUGCCAGGGUCUGUGGAUGUUCCUGGACCGCGGCUCCUUCACUAGAGUGCACACGUUACUCCAAAAAUUAAGGAACCUACUUACAUUGGCCCAGUGGGGAAGAAAACAUCUCUGCUCAGCCCACCUCUGGCAUGGAGUGGGAGUCCCAUGUGUGGUCUGCAAGGACACAUACAGCUCCUCAGACAUCCGACAUGGCUGCUGGAACAGAGAGCAGAGGAUGCUGAUGCAACACAUCUGGCUGGGACAGCUGGUUCAGUGGUGGGGCAUCAUGGGGCUUCUGCCAAAGUUUCCUGAGACCCAAGAAGUGAAGCGUAUCACUCAGAUGUGGAAGGAAAUGGAUCACAGCCACCGAAAAGCUGGUCUUGAAACACAGGGACGGGAGGAGGGAGAAAUGGGAAGAUUCAAGUCUUUGAUACAGAGCAUGGUGACACAGCUAUGCAAACAACACGGGUGCAUUUGGAUGUCUGGAGAUUGCACAGAUCCACGUUAUCCUCCCCCUAAUCUGCAGGCGCUGUUGAAGCUCGUGCUGAUCCCUCAUAUUGACAACAUGUCAGUCCAGGCCAUUCUCAUGUACUUCAUCCUGGAUGUGGCAAAUUUCCUACAGUGCAAAGAUGACCUCCUUCAGGCUUUUUGUCAUGCAUUCACAAUUCCAUCCACCUUUUCCCAACAAAUCAGAGCCUUCUGGAUGCUUGAUCAUGGACACACUGAGGCCUCCAUGGAGCUGUUACUGAGCCCAAAGGCCUAUGUUCCUGCCCUCUCCUGGCAGCAUCGUUGCAUCAUCCAUUGUCUCCUGACAAGGAAACAGCCUCAAGAGGCAUUACGGUACCUCCAGUGGGCCAGGCCUGCAGUAGAGACCACUGAUGAUGCCAAGCUGUUUGCAGAUGUACUUAUUCAAAGCAGUUGUAACUCUGAUGCUUGGGCUCUGUUGAAGAGAGGCCACACAGAGACUGAAGAUAUGAGCAAAUACUUCCUCCAGACUUGUAAAGGAGUUGGCCUGUGCACAGAGGCUUUAAAGUACAUUCUUGUUGAAAACAAUAAUGAAGAAGAUGGAGCUGAGACCACAGAGAUGACACAGAUGAAGAAAGAAAUGCCACCAUGUCCGCUAUCUGCCAAGCUGUACCGGGCUCAGAAAGUUGGCAAAGUAUCAACAGAUGAGCAGGUGAAAUUGGUCAGAAAGGCUGUGAAGGAAGUGAGGAAACCAGAUUGCAAGUUGAGGGAGGUAGUGUGGCCAGAGCACACAGAGAGAAUGCCCAACAGCAAGCAAAUGCUUCUGCCCACCGAGGCUCUGCGUCUACUCACAUGCAGCUCUUCACCAGUGCACAUGGCAAUAGAAACACAGCAAACAGCACAUACAGCCGACCCAGAAGAAGAAGAUCCUGUCAUUUACAAUCAGCAGCAGCAGCUGGAGACUCAAGAGAACAUUUUUUCUUCUGAGGAGGAUCUAAGAUCCUUGUCUGCCUCAUCCUCUACCUCAGCUUCACCCUUGCUUCUUAUGAAGUGGGACCCGCUUCACACAUAUAAAAGCACUCUGACCCUGCAGAUGAUUUCCUCUCUGCUGACGGAUAGAAGUAGCCAAAGCAGGGGACAAGAAGAAGAACACAGACCCCACUCAUCAGCUGGUGUUUUCCUAAAUAUCCCUGAGCUGGUGCUGACACCAGAUGGCGCUACAGAGCCUGUUUCCUUCAGCAGCUUGAACAAAGACAGCAUGGUAGAGCUGAUGCUUUCUGCAGAUGUGGGAGAAGGUGAUGAAGCAGAUGUUUUUCUGGAAGAAGAUACUAUCGGGGUUGACGGGCUUUCAAGACCUUCCACAUAUGAAAGCCUUCUUUCAGACACAAGUUUCACUGAGGUAGCCCCAACUCACUGCGUCCAGAAAAAGAAACCUCAUCAGCAAGACGAACCACAGGGAUGCUCCAGCCAACACCUCCCAUGUACCUCAGCUGAAACAACCCACGACAUGCUGACAGAUCUUCAUCAGAGCUUUGUUUUGAAUUGGUCUAUACCCAGGAGCUCGCCAGGGAUGGGUCAGCCUUAUUCCUGUGGACUCGUCAAUUUUUUGGACUUCACUGCAAAGCAAAAAGGAGAAAACAGAGAUGGAAAUCAGGCGGAGAAAGAUGAGCCCGCAGGUUGGAGCAGUUCGGGGAAGGUUUCCCAAGGAGCCAUAAGGAGUGGCAGAGCAGGAUCGAGAAAAGGCAAACGAGUGAAGAGGGCAUGAUCAUCUGCAAGACAAAGAACAGCCUCUUAUGUGAUGCAUUUUAAAUAUAUUUAAAUUAAAAUCUAAAGGGAAAAAAAAUCACUCCAAUGUUAAAGUUUACCACAAAGAGUGUUAACCUCCACCAGAUUCAUCCUCCAAUCACCUGGUCAGAUACUUUUGACAGCCUUUGUUCCCGCCCAGUGGUACUGUCCCACCUCACCCUUAAUCUUCUGCUGUAAUGUCUCGUGUCAGCAAUACUCAGUAAAUGAUGAGACAUGAAUUCUUAAAUAUUGCUAUGAACUAAGACUCGAGUAAAGAGUAGUAAGUCUGAGUUACAUUAUGUCUUUUUUGACUUUCCUCUGAUGAACAUAACAACGUUGCGUGUUUCGAUUCAAGUAUAGAUGCACUACAUUUAAAAUGCACUUGUGAUGUCCUUGAAAAUGAUUGUGCACUUUAGAUUCUUCACUGGUUUCCUCCUCUUGGAAAAAAAGGGAUGUUUGCUUUGCUGCCAUUGCAUCUCAUGAAAAAUGGAUGACCUCCCAAGGCUUUCUUCUGCCCAUUGCUCUUCAUAUUUGCACAAAGCCCAGGGACUGCAUUUGGGUUAGCAUCCUCCCUCCCUCCAUCCUCCCUCCUUCUUUCUCUCCCUCUGUGGUUUGUUCGCGGGGUGAAUAACUUAACACAUAUUUCAGCUUGACACACUUCUGCUCUGGGUUUCCCCUGGGUGCCCAGUUCACGAGCCCACACAUGCUGUAUUAUUUAAAAGUGGGGUUUGGAGUUCUGUGCGUGUAAUCUCCUCUUUGUGUAAGGGCCGGGGGACUGCCUUAUGAAGUUGUUCGGCUUUUCCUUAUGACCUUGUAUUUGUGACUAGAUGAUAUUUCAAGUGUAGCCAAAAGACACGAGAAGCAUACCAGCACAGUUAUGUUUUUUGGCAAUAUAAGCUUUAUUUUUUUUUGUAAAAGAAGAAAAACACAUCUCACAAACAGCACAGUCUGUAUCAUAGCAAAAAUGGUGUACAGUACAAAAUGAUGGAUUACAGGAAAUAGAAAUCCGGACAAUAUAUCAUGAGCACAAGAAUAAAAAUCGAACGCAGCAAAAAUGCACGAGGAGGAUAAUAAA